Orbicella faveolata is the source of this 2525-nucleotide messenger RNA. Its product is annotated as 28S rRNA (cytosine-C(5))-methyltransferase-like. The record is from RefSeq and is a predicted model, not a curated record. Gene Ontology annotation, cellular component: nucleolus. Gene Ontology annotation, molecular function: rRNA (cytosine-C5-)-methyltransferase activity; RNA binding. Gene Ontology annotation, biological process: rRNA base methylation; maturation of LSU-rRNA. NCBI's taxonomy places the organism in Eukaryota, Metazoa, Cnidaria, Anthozoa, Scleractinia, Merulinidae.
UAAAUUAAAUAAGUGUCCAGAGGACUUUUGUCCACGAUUGUAGGUGAACCCUGCAGAACAGGCGGAUUAGCGGAGCAGAGAACGAAACGCGAUACAAGAGCGCGGGGCGCACGAUUUCUUUCUUCUCGCGCUUCGCACUCGUGGUCGCGCUCCGCGCUCGUGUAUCGCGUUUCGCUGUCUGCCCCGCCAAUCCGCCUCUUCUGCAGCUAGCGAAGAGGAUCUAGGACGAUAUGUGUGUACAUACAUGACGCAAGUACUUCAAGUGGGAAUCUAGACCGCUGGUCAGCGAGAAGGAGGUCUCGCUGUUUGAGUGAGACACACGUGUGUGGAACCUUCCAAGUUUUCGGUGUCCUCAGUUGUAAUGGGAAGAAAGAACAAAUUUUCGAGUAAGUGGUCGACUGAUGCAACACCAAUAGGUCCUGGUAGGAAAGCAAGGAAGCAACCAGCACCGAAGUUACCAAAACAGUUGGGAAGUGGUACACAGAAGAAGAACAACAAUGUUCAGAAGGCUAAAAAAAGAAGGAUAAAAGAAUUACAGGAUUCUGAUGGAAUUGUAACAUUCAAUAACAAGUCUGGGACCAAGAAGACAAAGAAGUCAAGAUUCACAGAGGAGUCUAGUGACAAUGAAGAUAAAAAGGACAUGAACAACAUACUGGCUGGAGGAUCCAGUGAUGAAGAUGUCAAGCUUAAUUUCAAGUCUAAGCCAUUCAGUGAUGGGAACAAAACGUGGUUAAAACUUGCUCAGAGCGAUGGAGAAGACAGUGAUGAAGAGCGAUGUGAUGAAUUUGGCAGCGAGGGCUCUGAUAAUGCAGAAAAUAUUGACAACAGUGUUGACGACAGUGAUGAUGAUGAUGCCAAUGAUGAGAUGCUGUCUAUUGAGAGAAAAUCUGAAAAAUUGGACAAGAAAAAGGCCAGAGACAAGGCUUUAGCAGAACAAGAACUAAAAAUUAACAUUGCUGAAACUGAAGUGUUUGUGCUUCCAAGUGGGCAGCAAAUUCAGAAAGAAGCAAAUGAGCACACAGAUUUAACUUUGAUUAAUCAGAGAAUCAGAGACAACAUUCAGGCCCUCAACAACUUUAGUACCGCACGUGAAGCUGGCAGAUCACGACAGGAGUACCUGGAUUUGCUUUUAAAUGACCUUUGUAAAUAUUACAGUUAUGGCAAAUUCCUUAUGGAGAAAUUUAUGGAUCUUUUCCCAUUGAAUGAGUUGCUUGAAUUCCUGGAAGCAAACGAAGUUCAAAGGCCAGUAACUAUUAGAACAAAUACAUUUAAGACAAGAAGAAGAGAUCUUGCUCAGGCCCUUAUUAACCGUGGAGUAAAUUUAGAUCCUAUUGGUAAAUGGUCAAAAGUUGGACUGGUUGUCUAUGACUCAUCUGUUCCAAUUGGAGCCACCCCAGAAUACCUUGCAGGGCACUACAUGUUGCAAGGGGCUUCUUCCAUGCUCCCGGUCAUGGCUUUGGCUCCACAGGAAAAUGAGCGUAUUUUGGACAUGUGUGCAGCCCCAGGUGGAAAAACAACAUACAUAGCUUCACUCCUAAAGAACACUGGACUUGUGGUUGCAAACGAUGCUAAAAAGGACAGAACAAAAGCCUUGGUAGCUAAUAUUCACAGAUUAGGAAUAAGUAACACUCUGGUGUGUAAUUAUGAUGGCAGAGCAUUUCCAAAGGUGAUGGCAGGGUUUGAUCGUGUUCUUCUUGAUGCUCCGUGCAGUGGAACAGGAGUUAUAUCAAAGGACCAGUCGGUCAAAAUCAACAAGACAGAAAAGGAUAUUCAGCGAUGCUCCCAUAUUCAAAAAGAACUCCUUUUGUCUGCUAUUGAUGCUGCAGAUGCCAGAUCAUCCACUGGUGGAUACAUUGUAUAUUCCACCUGCUCUGUUUUGGUGGACGAAAAUGAGUGUGUAAUAGACUAUGCCCUCAGCAAAAGACACGUAAAAUUAGUGUCAACCGGACUUGACUUUGGCCAAGAAGGAUUCUCCAAGUUUAGGGGAAAGCAUUUUCAUCCUUCUUUGAAACUAACCAAGAGAUUUUUCUCACAUACUCACAAUAUGGAUGGAUUUUUUGUUGCUAAGUUCAAAAAAUACUCCAACAAAAAAUUCUCCCUUAAAGAGUCGUCAAGUGCAAUAGUUGGCAAUCUUAACACUAGUCCCAUUCCAAAGAAAGAAAAUCAAGAAACUCAUUCCGAAAGCAAACAAACUGACAAAGAAAUGAAACAGAAAACUAAAGGUGUCAAGCCCAAGAGGCGUUUGAGGGGUAAGAGGCUAGCUGCUCAGAAGCUCUGUGAAGAGUAUGUAGCCAGACAUUGUGAACCAAUGGAGCAAGACCUAGACAACAAAUAAUGUAGGUAUUGGAAAAAGAAAUCAGCGUUAAAUGUGUUACGUUAUGUUAUCUCCUCAGCACAAGCUCGAGGAAUAGCUGUUAAAUAUAUUACACUAGUAUGUGAACCACUGGACAGAAAAAUCCUUCCACACUUGAAAAGUUAUUUGUAAAGUGUUCCACGCGUUGUGUAAAUAAAAAUGUAAAAUUUUA